Molecule: messenger RNA, 5420 nt
Organism: Bombina bombina (fire-bellied toad)
Lineage: Eukaryota; Metazoa; Chordata; Amphibia; Anura; Bombinatoridae
Gene: VCPIP1
Product: valosin containing protein interacting protein 1
Exons: 3
Coding region: 150-3674 (1174 amino acids)
Biological process (GO): endoplasmic reticulum membrane fusion; Golgi reassembly; protein K48-linked deubiquitination
Molecular function (GO): cysteine-type deubiquitinase activity
Source: RefSeq, a predicted model, not a curated record
AGCUGCGGCAGUCAGCUAGCAGAGGUUGUGCUUCCGCAUUGGAGACCGGCUGGUGGGCAGCGGCUGAGCGCUUGUUAUUGUUUUUGUUGUGGAGGUGGUGAUGACCCUAAUGGAGAAUGAAUAAGCGGUGACACGUCCGUUCACCAGUCAUGUCCCAGUCUCCCUCACAACUGCAGCAGCAGAGGAGGAGGGACAGGCGCAUCUUCUCCGGGACAUGCCCAGAUCCUAAAUGCCGGGCCCGGUUGUUUUUCCCGGCCCAGGGCUCUGCUAGUAUCGAGUGCACGGACUGCGGUCAGAGACACGAGCAGAGACAACUGUUGGAAGUGGAAGAGGUGACAGAGCCGGAUGUAGUGCUGCACAACCUGCUGAGGAAUGCGUUGCUUGGUGUUGCAGCCCCACCACGGAGGAGCACGGACAUGGUCAAAGUGAUGGGGCUUUCCAACUAUCACUGCAAGCUACUGUCCCCUGUACUGGCACGCUAUGGUAUGGACAAACAGACGGGCAAAGCUAAGCUACUGAAGGAUAUGAACCAAGGGGAUAUCUUUGAUUGCUCACUGCUGGGUGACCGUGCAUUUCUUAUUGAGCCAGAGCAUGUGGAUACAGUAGGUUAUGGUAAAGACAGAUCAGGUAGCGUCAUUUAUUUGCAUGACACCCUUGAUGAUAUCAAAAGAGCCAACAACAACCAAGAAUGCUUCAUUCCUGUCCACGUUGAUGGUGAUGGUCACUGCUUGGUCCAUGCUGUGUCCCGUGCAUUGGUGGGCAGAGAACUUUUUUGGCAUGCCUUGCGGGAAAACUUGAAAAAACAUCUGAAAGAUAACCUAGAUCGCUAUAAGGCUCUUUUCCAUGACUUUAUUGAUGUAGCUGAAUGGGAAGACAUUAUCAAUGAAUGUGACCCUUUGUUUGUUCCACCAGAAGGGGUACCACUUGGCUUGAGAAAUAUUCAUAUAUUUGGACUGGCUAAUGUUUUACACCGUCCCGUCAUCCUGCUGGACUCCUUAAGUGGAAUGAGAAGCUCUGGAGACUAUUCUGCUACCUUUCUUCCAGGUCUGAUACCGGUAGAGAAAUGCAAAGGCAAAGAUGGACAAUUAAAUAAGCCAAUAUGUAUUGCUUGGAGUAGCUCUGGCCGUAACCAUUACAUCCCUUUAGUUGGUAUAAAAGGUCUUUCAUUACCAAAGUUGCCUUUAAAAUUGCUCCCUAAAGCUUGGGGAGUGCCUCAAGAUUUGAUUAGACAGUAUAUUAAAUUGGAGGAUGAUGGUAGCUGUAUAAUUGGCGGUGAUAGGAGCUUGCAAGAUAAAUACCUACUCAGACUGGUUGCUGCAAUGGAAGAAGUAUUUAUGAGCAAGCAUGGUAUCCAUCCAAGUUUGGUAGCAGAUGUUCAUCAAUAUUUUUACAGGAGAACUGGAGUCAUUGGAAUUCAACCUGAAGAAGUUAUAGCCGCUGCUAAGAAGGCAGUUUUGGAAAAUCGCAUUCAUAAAUGUCUAAUGUGUGGAGCACUUUCAGACCUUGUAGUUCCUUCAGAGUGGUUGGCACCAGGAGGGAAACUAUAUAACUUGGCAAAAACAACCCACGGUCAAUUAAAGACAGAUAAAAAUUAUAGUUUUCCCCUUAACAAUAUUGUUUGUUCCUAUGAUGCUGUAAAUGAUGUAUUGGUGCCAGAUUACAACUUGAGUAAUAUGAAUACUUGUAACUCGUGUCGUGGCAAUAAUGUGCGCAGAGUCAGAAGUGAUGCAUCUAUUGUGUAUAUAGAUGGUGACAGAACUAACACUAGGUCAUUUGGUGGCAAGUGUGGUUGUGGCUUCAAGCACUACUGGGAAGGGAAAGAAUAUGAUAAUUUACCAGAAGCUUUUCCUAUUACUUUAGAGUGGAGUGGGAGAGUAGUUCGAGAAACAGUGUACUGGUUUCAGUAUGAAAGUGAUGUGACGUUGAAUAGCAAUGUAUAUGAUGUGGCAAUGAAACUUGUUACCAAGCACUUUCCUGGGGAGUUUGGCAGUGAAAUUCUUGUACAGAAAGUUGUUAAUACAAUAUUGCAUCAAACUGCCAAAAAGAAUCCAGAUGAAUAUACACCAGUGGCUAUAGAUGGAGCACAUGUGCAAAGAGUGGAGGAUAAUAAGCAGGACCUGGAGUCAGAAUCGCAUCUCCCCACAAAAAUUAUCCUUACUGGACAAAAAGCAAAGACUUUGCACAAAGAAGAAUUAAAAAUGAGUAAAACAGAAAGGAAACUUCAACAAAAUAUUACAGAACAAGCCAUUGUUACGCAGAAACGUAAGACUGAGAAACUAAAACAAGAGCAGAAAGGACAAGUAAGAUCCUCUUCCCCUGGAACUGUCAGAGAUAGCCCCUCAUCUGGCCCUUCUACACCCACCAAAACACCCUAUUCCCCAACAUCCUCUAAAGAAAAGAAAAUAAGAAUAACAACUAAUGAUGGCCGACAGGCAAUGCUCACUUUAAAGUCCACAACCACAUUUUCCGAAUUGCAGGAAGGAAUAGCCAAAGAACUAGAUGUUCCUCCCUAUUUACAAUGUAUUCGUUAUGGAUUUCCCCCAAAAGAACUUGUGCCACCUGUGAAUGGCAUGGAGAAUGAGCCUGUUCCUUUACAACAUGGUGACAGAGUAACGGUAGAGAUUCUGAAGGGUAAGGAUAAGCCUGUUUCCCAAGCAUCUUCCCAUUCUGCACAUGAAGUUACAAAUGAGGAGUCUACAAUUGCAGGGAAAACCAUUUCCAAGGAGCUUCAAGAACAUAUUGACAAGGAGAUGUAUUCAUUAUGUUUGCUGGCAACCUUUAUGGGGGAAGACGUUUGGUCCUAUGCUAAGGGGCUUCCACAUUUGUUUCAACAAGGCGGUGUCUUCUACAAUAUUAUGAAGAAAAACAUGGGGGUGGUUGAUGGAAAGCACUGCACAUUUCCACAUCUUUCUGGCAAAACUUUUGUCUACAAUGCAGCUGAAGACAGACUUGAACUGUGUGUGGAAGCUGCUGGACAUUUCCCAAUAGGUCCUGAGGUUGAGGAUUUGGUAAAAGAAGCUUUGAAUCAAGUGCGAGCUGAAGCAUCUUCCAGAAGCAGAGAAUCAAGUCCAUCUCACGGGCUGAUGAAACUUGGGAGUAGUGGAGUGGUAAAAAAGAAAUCUGAGCAGCAACACAAUGUGACAGCAUUUCAAGGCAAGGGACAUUCCCUAGGAACAGCCUCAGGAAGUCCAGAUUUGAAUCAGAGACCUAGGGAUUUAACAAGACACAGUUCAAUAACAGACUUCGGCAGUACGUCUGCCUCUGCAUAUCCAUCAGCUGCCAAUGACAGCGAGCUGAUCAGAGUAGCCCCUGGCGUAGUCACCAUGAGAGAGAGCAGGCAACUUGACCCUAAUUUGAUUGAAGCUCAGAGGAAGAAAUUACAGGAAAUGGUUUCCUCUAUACAGGCUUCUAUGGAUAAGCACUUACGGGAUCAAAAUGCUGACACAUCUCCAAAAAAAGGAGAAUUUCUUUCUGCAAUGUCUGGCACUAUUCAGGCAACUGUAACUGAAUCUGUGGGUUCUGGAACAAGUGAUGGUAAUGUGGUAAGGUCUGUGGGAACUGAGUUGUCUGUAAGACCCAAAAUUAAAUCUGGGAUUUCUUCUGAAGAUCCAGAAGAGAUGGAUAGCCAAGACGCAGUAAUAAGCAACAUGGCUGAACCUAUGGAUCACUCAUGAGGAGUAUAUAUGAUAGCUGCAAAAAGAAAAGUACAUAAAUAUAUAUAUGUGUAUAUAUAUAUAUUAAUAUGUAAUAUGAUGGCUGGACCACAGUAUGAAAUUGUCCUUUACAAAAUCCUUGUAUGUUUAAAUAAUUAUUAAACUCACUUUCGCUGCAUGAAAACAAAUGUGUAAUUGGCAAAAGCUUUCACAGUUCUAGCUUGGAAUGGUCAUUAUGAAACCAUCUGUACAUAUGAUUUUGAAAAGACUCUGAUCAGUGGAAAAUCCUCCUCUGUUGCAAGAGGAGCUGACAACAAAAUGCAGUGCUGGCCUUUUUAAACAGAAAAUCUUAAGCUUACAGUUUUAGAAUCCUAAUCAACAAUGUAAUGUAUGUUCAUUAGCACUUAGAUCCACCUUUUCUGCAGCCUAAAAAAAAAAUGCUUUAGAAUUAGAUUAGAGUGUUAAUGUCUUGUCAUCCAUUCAGAAGCCUUAUUUUUUUCUUGGUAACCAUGGUAUGUGUUAACCUCUGUUUUUCACGUUCUUAAAGGGUUAAUAUGACUUUAUAAUGUAAAUUAGAAUGUAGCCUCCUUUUCCAAAUAUAAUGUAUUACCAUUUGUUUAAACGCUUUUAACUGCAAAAUUUACAGUGCCUCAAUGUGACUCAUGUUUAGUUAAACAGCUUUCCAAGUGCAUUGUAAGAUUAGAACACAUUUCAUUUUGCAUGCGUUGCCUAACAAAUUGUCACUUCCGUAUUCACCAGUGAAAUAGCAGCAGUGUAUAGAAAUAACUCUAAAUUCUGCUUUAUUUACUUUAACGUUGCUAAUCAACUUUAUUUUAGUAAUUGGGGAAAAUAGUUCUACUGAAACCUGUUGAGGUAUAGUUAAAUUGUGAAUCCAUGUGCAGUAUAAUAUUGCAGAGUUUGUUAGUUAGCAGACUAUGUAUAGCUCAGAGUAAAGAGAAAAAAAACUAGUUCUGGGCCAACUAGUGUAUGGUAGAAAAUAAUAGUCUCAAAUACUUUUCUUAACCCCCCCCCCCCCCCCCCCCCCAUGGAAUUUGGCUAAGCAAGGGUGGUUUAAAAGCAUUUGCUAAUCUAAAUACAUUUGGGAAAUCUGUAUUGGCACUGGACGCUUCAUUGGCACUUAAAAGAAAGAUAAAACCAAUCACAAUGCAUAACUGAUUUAUACUUCAUUUCUGAAUCUCAAAAAGACACUAAAUAUGCAGCUUGCUUGUUGCCAAACUUUAAAGUUAUGUUGCACAUUUUUCUAGAAGUAUAGUUGAACUUUUUUUUUUUUUUCAUAGGAAAUACUUUAAGAUAACCUGUUGUAUAGUAACUUUGAAAAUCACAUCUGUAAAUAUUUAUUUGAAACGAAAUGCUGAGGAGAAAAUUGUUUAUUUUGAAGGAGUUAGUGGUACAUAUUCUGCUGUUUGCAUUUUUGAAGUCCCACAUUUUUACUUUGAGUGUCUAAAAGUAGCAUAUCCAAGUAUGUAAGAGGUUUUGAGCAAGAGGGGACUAAACUUGAAAUCACUACCCAACUGGUAUCUUAGUCAUACAGUGCACGAAGCAAGCCCAAUGUUUGUUUUUAUUUGUAAGCAAAGCAAUUGGUGCAUUUAUGUUGAUUUCCUUAUAUUAGUAAAAAAAACUGUUUUUGGAGCUAAGCAUUUUCCAACUCUUUUAUGACAGAUUUUAGUCAUUGGGGAAAAAAAUUCUGGUUGCUGAGAGAUUUUGGAGGAAAGAGAAUAUAUUCAAUAAAUUUGACAUUUGAAGCUU